CUCCUUCCCGCAAGUCAGGAACCGUGGUUCAAAGGCGGGCCGAGUUGCCUGGACAAGUUAGGCCCGAGGGUCGUACAGUGGAUUCGCUCAACAAACAAGGAGCUGCUGCGGCGGCAGAUGGCAAAUACUCAAAAGAGAUCAGUGGCCCACCACUGGGAAGGGGUGCAAAACACAAUAAUACCUCGCUUGUUCCGCUGUCUUCUUCCCAAAACUCGUUUUUUAUACUUUUUGUUGUCUAAUUUCCACUUCAUUCCACCAUGGGGUACACAUACGGUCUACGCAUUGGGCGAAAGGCGCUGCUGGGUGCGUCGUUUGUGCUGACGCUGGGCGUGCUCAUCGCCAACUCCAUCAGCCUGUCCUUCCAGAGGAAGAAUGCACUGCCCAUGCACGGCGUCAAGGGGUCGUCUGGAUGGACCAUGUUUGUGACCGUGGUUGGGAUUAUCGCUAUCCCGAUAAUCGCCCUGCCGACGCGCCUGCAGAAGCACGUCAACCGGACGGGCAUUGAGCUCUCAGCACUGGCAGUGCUCACUCUGUUCUGGUUCAUAGCUAGCAUCGCCAUGGCUACAAAGUCCGGCGAAAAAUGGUGUCUGUCGCGGCGACAGUGUCACCGGGUACGCGCAGCGACUGCGUUCUCAUGGCUGACCUUUUUCGCCAUGUUUGGGUGCACGGUGACGGUCGGGCUGAUUGCUCGGCUGCAGGCGAAGCUCGGCAUGCCGCUGUUCAGCUCAUACACCUCUGAUAUCCAGGGCAAUGAAAGCAAUCCCGAGGUUGCUCACGCGCACCUGCAUGCAUCCAGCAUUGAAAAGAUCUUUGGGCUGGGCGACGGCCCGCUGUAUAAUAGCCAGUAUGUGGCCACACCCGAGAACGUCGCUGUUGGCCAGUCGUCGCUACGGCCAAACGGCUACUGAACUAGACACUCCCACCAGUUAAACAUUUCGUGAUGAUACUCCCUAAUAUACUCAAGUCGCUAUUGCUGUCAUGACAACUGUACCCGCUGCGUGUUUGACCCUGCUGAUUGCCCAAAGACGCGCCGGAUUGCUCAGCUCCUGGCUUGUAACCUGUAUCCAGUCCGACCCAGCUCAUUGGUACGCAGGCUGACAGUACAUGUAGAGCCGCAGCCCACCGAGUAUGCCAAGCCACUCGCCAAGGCGGUUGGCCACAGCGAUUUCCUGAUCUGAUUUCGCUUGCCCCUUGUCCGGCCAAGAGGCACAUCGUACGUGUUGGACGUGGAGCCCAGCUCUCCUCGCGUGGCAUGCACUGAACCGCUCGUACAGGCUUCUCUUCCCUC
Messenger RNA from Linderina pennispora, 1288 nucleotides. RefSeq lists its product as uncharacterized. The transcript has a single exon. Gene Ontology annotation, cellular component: membrane. The record is from RefSeq and is a predicted model, not a curated record. The coding region runs from base 258 to 908 and encodes 216 amino acids. Lineage: Eukaryota; Fungi; Kickxellomycota; Kickxellomycetes; Kickxellales; Kickxellaceae.